This is a messenger RNA of Sinocyclocheilus grahami, 1969 nucleotides long. RefSeq lists its product as uncharacterized. The transcript is spliced from 4 exons. The coding region runs from base 65 to 1165 and encodes 366 amino acids. NCBI's taxonomy places the organism in Eukaryota, Metazoa, Chordata, Actinopteri, Cypriniformes, Cyprinidae. The record is from RefSeq and is a predicted model, not a curated record.
UGUAACAAGCCAAAUCUUGUUCACUUUCACUCUUUAAAUAGACUGAUGGUAGACACAAAGUCCAAUGAAGUUUGUGUGCAGUUUCUUCUCAUGUGGUGUAAAGAAGUGCUGGAUAACAGUAAAACAGUGUCCGUGUUUCUGCUUACUUCAGGUGAGAUCUGAAGAUCAUAUAACCACCUUGUUUUCUUUCUUUCUUUUUUUAUUAGGUGCAUGCAUUUUUUUCUGCUGUUUGUCCUGCCUGGUGAGUAUGUGUAACAAAGAAAAUGUUUUUGUAAAAAUACGAUUAAUACGAUUAAUAAAUACCACAUUUGUAUCAAUACUGUAUAGUGAUUCAACACUGUUUUUAUUUGUAGGUGCUUCUUCUCUAACUGUGACGGGACAAAAGGGCGGCUAUAUUACCCUGCCGUGUAAUUCAAGCUACAGAGGGGAUUUAUCCACUGUUCUAACAUUUGGGUCCACAACUGCUUAUGGUAACCGUCAGGAUGAACACUUCAGGGGCCGCGUGCACAAGAGUGGCAACUGUAACUUCGUUCUACAACCCUUAAACACCACUGAUGCAGGGAAAUACACGUUGCAUGUUAAUGCCAACGGUCUACCUAAAAGCUACAGUCACGACGUCCGUGUUAAUGUCAAUUUAACAGCACGGAUAGGCGAAGAGGUAAAGUUUGACGAUCUGCCGCGUGAUGCUGAGAGCGUCGAGCAUUUUACAAACACAGACCUAAUAGAUGUUUGGAGGAAAGGGCAGGGUUUCCUGACUGAUCGACUGACCGACAAGAAUGGCCGCCUGAUCAUUAAAAACUUCACAUCGAGUGACGCUGGAGCAUACAGAGUCCUGAACAAAACAGGAGGAAUCCUGGUCACUGUGACGGUCACAACAGAAUCAGGCACAGCAUCAAAGGACAUACAGGACCGCACACGUGAUGACAAAACUAAAGGCACAGAACGAGCUCAUGCUUGUAUUGGGGUCGUGGUUCUGGUGGCUCUGAUUGUGUUUGCUGUCUUCAUGAAGCAUCGAUGUCUGAACAGGAACAAGGAACAAGGGGUCCCAAUGCAAGAAACUGUACAGGGGCCCAGAUCACCAAACAACAGCAAUGGUUACUUGGUCGUUUGCUUUCAGUGCCAUCAGCUCUGCAGAGGAUCCUGUCAACAUAUCAUUUCUGACUGAAUCAGUUGAUUAUUUUGGAUUUGCCAUGAACCAGAGUUCACCAAAUGAACACUAGCUAGGAUCAAGGUGAUUCCCCCCUGAGCCAGCGAAAGGCAUAUAUUAGUGGUGGGAGAGGAAAUACUGCAGUAGGUUGACUUAGAAUGGCCUAUUUUACUGUCACGAGUGAAUAUUGUAGAAAAAUUCCACUCUAAAUAGUGACGAAACACAACCCAUUAAUACAUGUUAACCAGGAGUCACUCUGAUUUAUAAUCGUGGCAUCAUCUGAUAAAAUCAACAUGCAUGUACAGUAGAUGCAUGUUGAGCGGCUAUGCGGUGGUGAUGGCUAUAUUACUUUAUUGUCUCAAAAAAUGUAAAUAUGUAUAGUAUUUUUAUGCUACUUUAAUCAGUAGCCACGUUUACAUGUACAUUUCGAUUAAAAUCAUUCCGAUUGAAAGAUUCGGUGGACUGUUUACAUGAGACGUUUUCUAAUCCGAAAUGGUGUUUACAUGUGCCGGUGCUUUCAAUUUUGGGACAUGCUAAGUAGCCUACAAUGACAUCAAAUACAAAUCACCAGAGGAAAAAACCCCCGUAUUUGUAUUAAUAUUUUUAAUAACUGCUUGCACUUGCUUGGAAUAAACGGACUAAUAUUUGAAUUCAUUGCGUUUAUAGAAAGGUUUACCCCGCCCCUCUCAAACUGAUUACAAUUUAUUUCGGUUUGGUCAUUUUUAUUCGGAUUGAGGUGUUUAUAUGGAGCAUUUUCAUUCGGAUUGGUUUUUUAAACCGAUUACAAUGCUCCAUGUAAAUGCACCUAGUGUCUAGCACACC